AUGCUCGGCACCACACGUCUCUCACGCGCCUCCGCCCGCGCUCCGCAGGCCCCGCGGGCUUGCAGGAGCAUGGCGACACGGUCCCGGGUCCGCACCGCGACGCAUCCCUACGCCCAGCGACGCCAGCAGCACUUUGUCCGCUCCGUGGCGGCCGUGGCGGCGCUCGGGGCCACGGCCUCGGCGUUCCACUACGUCAACGGCCGCGUCGUCGUCGGCGAGGUGCACGCCGACGAGCAAAAGGACGACGAGCAUGUCGUCAAGUUUGAAGCGCCGCGGCGGAAGCCGACGUCGACCGACGACAACAGGAACAUGAUCAGCUCGCAGCACCUGCAGGUGCAGCGCAGCUGGGAGCGGCCCGGCGUCUACGCGUGGGGGUCCAACACCGGCCGGACAGUGGCCCCGGACUCGGACGAGCGAUACGUCAAGACGCCCCGGCGCAUCGCCUUCUUCGACGGCAAGCUGCUGCGCGACAUCAAGCUCGACCGCAACUUUGGCGCCGCCAUUGACGAGCACGGCGACCUGCUGCAGUGGGGGACAGACUUCUCGCCCGAGGCGCGCGCGCCGACCCCGACGCUGCGCGGCAAGAAGCUGCGGUCGCUCGCCAUCUCGCGCGACCGCAUCAUCGCGCUCGCCUCCAACGGCGCCGUCUACUCGAUCCCCGUCUCGCAAAAGGAGCAGCGCGACGGCCCGAAGCCCGCGUCGACGUCGUGGCUGCCCUCCUGGGGCGGCGGCGGCGGCGGCGGCGUCUCCUACCGCACACGCACGCCCGAGAAGCUGGGCUGGGGCGAAAAGGUCGUCGACGUCAAGUCUGGCCUGGAGCACGCGCUCCUGCUGACCAGCACCGGCCGCGUCUUCUCGCUCGCGUCCGGCACGCAGGACUUUCCCACAAAGGGCCAGCUCGGGAUACCGGGUCUGAGCUUUGCGUCCCGGCCAAAGGGCCCCAUGGACAUGCCCCACGAGAUGACGACGCUCAAGGGGUUCCCCAUCACCAGGAUCGCCACGGGCGACAGACACAGCCUCGUGUGCGACUCGGCCGGGCGCGCCUUCUCCUUUGGCGACAACACGUCGGGCCAGCUCGGCAUGCCGUACAACGCCGAGGCGCCGUACGUCGACGCGCCCUGUCUGCUGCCCACGCAGAAGCUCUACGCCGGCUCUGGCCAGCAGGGCAAGAUCACAAACGUCUUCGCCGGCGGCAACACGUCGUACCUGACCGUCGAGGCCCGCAGGCCCAACGAGUCGCGCGUCACCGCCGACACGUUCGCCUUUGGCCACGGGCUGACGGGCCAGCUCGGCACCGGCCGCUGGGUCCACACGGCGGCCGAGCCGACCCGGAUGCCCGCCUUCUCCGGCCUCUUCGAGUGGGACGAGGACAACAACAGCGCCAUCCCCAUCCGGCUGCACACCAUGUCGGUCGGCGCCACCCACGCCGCCGCCGUCAUGGACAACGUCGCCUCGGUCGUGACAACCGCGCGGUCGCGCAAGCUGACGGAGAACGACACAAACUGGGGCCGCGACAUCCUGUUCUGGGGCGCCAACGAGCACUACCAGAUCGGCUCGGGCAAGCGCGCCAACGUCGCCACCCCGACGUACAUUCAGCCGCUGGACCAGCAGGCCGAGACGGACCGUGCCGCGAGCGUCUCCGCCGUGGCUAGGUUGCGCGACAAGGAGAUGCACAGGUUCCAGAUCAGUCCGCCCGCGACCGUCACGCUCAACGGCAGGGCCGUGCUGAUGGAGCAGAGGGUCGAGUGCGGCCGGGGCGUGACGGCCGUCUACUCUGCCGUCUAG
Messenger RNA from Didymella exigua CBS 183.55, 1785 nucleotides. Its product is annotated as RCC1/BLIP-II. The transcript has a single exon. Gene Ontology annotation, biological process: mitochondrial respiratory chain complex III assembly. Gene Ontology annotation, cellular component: mitochondrial inner membrane. NCBI's taxonomy places the organism in Eukaryota, Fungi, Ascomycota, Dothideomycetes, Pleosporales, Didymellaceae. Bases 1 to 1785 code for a protein of 594 amino acids. The record is from RefSeq and is a predicted model, not a curated record.